This is a messenger RNA of Glycine soja, 1960 nucleotides long. RefSeq names its product protein DYAD-like. Bases 267 to 1499 code for a protein of 410 amino acids. Lineage: Eukaryota; Viridiplantae; Streptophyta; Magnoliopsida; Fabales; Fabaceae. The transcript is spliced from 8 exons. Gene Ontology annotation, biological process: meiotic cell cycle; reciprocal meiotic recombination; meiotic sister chromatid cohesion. The record is from RefSeq and is a predicted model, not a curated record.
UUUUAAUGAUUCGAGGGUUUUGUGGGGUUUGGCGGUUAGGGUUUAGUUUCAGUAUUUAAAAAGUGAGAAAAGAAAGGUAUGUGGCCAUAUGUUAGUAAUUCGUUGGAAGUAACGCUAGCUUCAGAAGUCGAUGGUUUGCUUUCUUCGCACCGUGUCCGCCCGCCUCUUCUCCUCCUCGGUUUGCCACUGAAUGCAGCUGAUAUAGUUUACAGAAGUUGUGAAGGACCAACAGAGCACUUAAGAGAGUUUAACUGAGAGCUGCAGGGAUGGCUCAUUUGGAUGUUUGUCAUCAAGUCAGGUUCAUUGGUCAGCUUGAGGAAUAUGGAAGUAGACUUUCUUCCAGUAUUCCUACGGUAGAAGGAUCAAAAGAUAAAGAAGAAAUCGUUGAAGUUAAACCUAUCUUCAUGCCAAAUUUUAAGAAAAGAAAACGCCUUAGCCUUAAUCGUCUUAGAGAGAUCAAAGCAGAUAUGUGUGCAAGGCAAAGUAGUGGCACACCUAAAACAAAGUGUGAAAGCAUAGACAGAUGGUCAGCUAAGAGGUAUGAGUUGGCUCAGCAAAGCAUGUGGGAGGUCUUAAAGGGCGAAGGUGCAACUUUUGAAAAUCCAAUUACCCGACCUGCACUAAGAAUGGCUGCCCGUAAACACAUUGGUGAUACUGGACUGUUAGACCACUUACUGAAGCACAUUGAUGGUAAAGUGGCACCUGGAGGAACUGAGCGGUUCCGUCGAUGUUUCAACACCAAGGGAAUCAUGGAGUAUUGGUUGGAGAGUGCUAAUUUGGAUGAGAUUCGCCAGGAGACUGGGGUGCAAGACCCUUAUAUUGGUGAACUGAAAAUGCUUAAAAUUGAAAUGGCCCAGAUGAAGAAAGACAUGCAAGAGCUCAUUGCCAAGAAGCAAGAAAAAAGUGAAAUGUGCUUGAUGGAGGAGACACAGAAAAGUUUUGUGAAUUGGAAAGCUAUGACUGAGCAGCGUGUAACUGAGAUUAUGACUUCUUUGAAGGGUGUGCAGGGCAUGCAUGAAAACAUGUUGAUUUGGAAAACUAAAGUUGAGCAACAGCUAAUAGAAAUAACCAAUAAAUUGAGUGAUGUGCAAAAAUUGAGAGAAGACACCACUUCAAGUUAUCCUCCAGUAAGUUGGGAGGAUUGGCUAGGAAGCACCAACACAGACAAUAUUCAGGGAAAUGAACUCAACCUGGAGCUGCUUAAUGUUCCAAAAGAGGUUGUACUUCAAGAUCUGAACUCAACCCUACCAACUCAGCUGCAAUGUGUAGAACUGACUAACAUGAAUAGCAAUUUGCUGGAGUUGGUGCCAAAGAUAAAGGAAGAUCAACCUAAUGUGACCCCUGAUUCUUCUAUGACUGUUAAUUCAAAGUCAGACCUUGACAAUUCAUUGAUAUUGUAUCAGGAAAUGAUCAUGGAAUUAUUUACAUCGAGGGAUAAAAUGGAGCAGCAGUUAUUGCAGAUAGCAAAUACUGUAUAUGGCAUGCUGACAAUGAAAUAGACUCUACAUCGAAUCGAAGUAUCAAUCCUAACUUAAGGAUUCUAAUUUAUUACCAUUUUCUUUUGCUACUCUCAUAGAGUGUAGAGUUUAGAUAUUGUACAGUGUUAACAAUCUUAUGGGGAAGUGAAAUCCUUUUCCAACCACAAAUAGAAUGUCACCCACAGUGAGCUUCAAAUUGUUGAUAUUCUUCCCUGGCCUUUUACAAUACAAUUGGUUUUAAGGUAGGUCACUAGGUCAAUGGUAGGGCUGUUAUUCAGUGACAAUUUUUCUAGUUUUGUUAAGUAAAAAAUUAAGCUCCUUUUGGUAGCUCUUCUGGUAGUUUUUUAUUAAACAUUUUAGCUCGAGUAAGUCAUGAAAAUGUGCUUAAACCUUAUUUGGGGGAUAAGUUGCUAUCUGUAAAAUUUCUACAGUACAUCUGAUCUUUCGGGUGUUAUUAACAAUUAACUUAUGCUUUAUUUUGA